AUGGAAACAAAUAUUAAAAAGUUAACAGCAAUUUAUGUCAAUUGUAUUUUCUUUACUUUAUGGAAAUCUUAUGAUAUUUUUUGGUUUUGGUUCCAUUUAUUUUUGUGUAUUUGCUUCCCAGCUUUGAGGCCUGAAAAUUAUUUAAUUGUAUUUAUUCGCUUAAUUUAUGCAAAAUAUGGAGAAUAUUCAGACAAAUCUUUUAAAGAAAUUUAUGAACAAUUUUAUAUAUAUAAUGAAGGGAAGACCAAUACAGAUGUCCACGUGAGACGAGUUGAGAGCUUAAGAAGGGAAAAAAGGAAAAACAAAAAGGAGGGAAAUAAGGCAGACGAUGGAAAUGUUUCUUCCGUUAAUGAAGUGGAAGAGAAUGAAAUUGGAGGACCAACUUCAGACCCAAAUUUGCUUGAAAAUGAAGAACAAGCUAUGCCAAAUAUUCGCUUAUUAGAUAGUCAAAAGGAAACAAAGGAGAGUAAACAAGAACACUUCGAAGUUUUAAUCACUUAUCGAGAGCCUCCAACAAAUGAACAAAAUGGGCUGAAAAAUUUUAUUCCUUCGUUUCUAACUAGAAAAAGUGAUUCACAAAAACAAGCAGCGAAAAUUGAAGAAGGAAAAUGCCUUCAAGAAACGGACAAAGAAAAAGCCGAAAAAUUAUUAGCUAAGCGAGAAUGGAAAGAGAAAAAACGGCGAGAAAAGGAAUUGUUUUCGGUGUUAAAAGAAAGGGCGAAUGUUGAGAAAUGGUUUAAUUUUAAUUUUUUAAUUUUUUCGAGAGUAACUCUACUCAAAGUAACCCUAUCAAAGUCGGCGAGACGCUUGCUUCCCGGGUGUCAACGGUUGCUUGGUUUUACGCAGAGUAGUAUGGGCUUAUUGUUAGCUUUCGAAUUGAUGGGGUGUCUAGUAAAAUUGACGAAUAACUGA
This is a messenger RNA of Meloidogyne enterolobii, 912 nucleotides long. The record is from the annotation of a GenBank genome assembly. NCBI's taxonomy places the organism in Eukaryota, Metazoa, Nematoda, Chromadorea, Rhabditida, Meloidogynidae.